AUGGAUCAUUUUCUUGAACCCAAAUCCAACCAUAAUUCCUCGGGCAUGGUUUGCCGAAGCUCAAACACCAACAUCAACACCAGUACAACACCAUUGAUAUCGUCGUCCGAAUAUACUCCCAAAACCGAUGCGGAAAAGGCCAUGAAGAGUAAACCUCAAUCCCGCCGGCGGCGAUCUCGAACGCACCAAGGCACUCGUCCUUCGCGACUAGUUCCGACAGAUACCAUUGAUGGAUUAGAUCAUACAUCGCCUUACACAUUCCACCACGAGGGUCCAUUUGAUGCUGCCACGAGAGCACGGAAUCGGUUCAUCAAAUACAGCCCAUUAGACGCCGUGAAAAGCUCCAAUGCGGAGGCGCUGCGAGCUACACCUGCUGAUAAGAUCAGAGAUUGCUUAGACAGCCAUCGUCCCCUCGACGGAGUGGCAUAUUACCCGCCAGGGUCAACUGAUAGAGCCGGCCAAUUUUACGAUUACCAAGAAGGACCGAACAUGAUGGAUGAGCAUGGGAGGUUCAGGCGUCUUCCUGGCACAAGACUUACAGAUGAGGAUUUCAGAAAUGACGCGUUUUCUAACGGCCCUCCGGUGCCUAAGUUUGCGCGCACUCGUGAAUCGGUUAGCCUGCGAAAAAGCUUAUUCCAUAAAUCUUCGAAUGGGACCACAAGGAACCGCGCGCACACCUGGAGUUGA
Molecule: messenger RNA, 687 nt
Organism: Penicillium macrosclerotiorum
Lineage: Eukaryota; Fungi; Ascomycota; Eurotiomycetes; Eurotiales; Aspergillaceae
Exons: 3
Coding region: 1-687 (228 amino acids)
Cellular component (GO): cytoplasm
Source: RefSeq, a predicted model, not a curated record